Cantharellus anzutake is the source of this 693-nucleotide messenger RNA. RefSeq lists its product as uncharacterized. The coding region runs from base 1 to 693 and encodes 230 amino acids. Lineage: Eukaryota; Fungi; Basidiomycota; Agaricomycetes; Cantharellales; Hydnaceae. The record is from RefSeq and is a predicted model, not a curated record. The transcript is spliced from 7 exons.
AUGCUGGCAUGGAUUGCUGUGCAUGUACCCUGCCAUGCCAAAGGGAAUGCCUGGACUAGCAGGACUGCACCAUCUCUUUUUCGACGCAUGUGUUCUGAUCCAAAAGAGCUUGAUUGGACAGCGGAACAUCCUCCUUCGUCAUGGCACAAUCAUUUCAAGAAGCAUUUUGACCAACUAAAUCCUAGGGUUGACAAGCUGGUGAUGCUAAUGGGAGAGGAGACAGCCCCAAUCGUCACUGCAGAGGAAAUGGUAUUAAAGAGGAAAUACCAAAAAGAAAAGCAACCACAGUCUCGUCGGCUUUCUCCCCCCAAUAAGCAGAGAAAGCUAAACCAUGGUCAGGCAGGCUCUUCUAAAGGAAAGCACGCAUUAUAUGGGGGAGAGGGUCGCUCUGGCCCAAGUCUUUAUGGUCCUUUAGGUGAAGAUGAUAACAACGAGAGUGAUGGUGGGGAUAACAGCGAUGAGUAUUUCUCACCAAGUGGUGAUGAUUCCGAUGGAUCGUCAAUUCCUGAGGAUGAGCCUGAACAAGGCAGUCCGCAACGAAACCAUCCUAUGGAUCUUAACCAGAGGUUGAUGGCCACGAUAAGUUGCCCACGGGUUCAUCCACUGAGAGUGCUUCCUUCUGAUUCCGAAGGUGAAGCAGAAGGGAUUGAUGAGGACCUGGGAUAUAUUACUAGUGGGAGUGAAGAGAUAUAA